GCUUGAUUCUGGGAACAUUGAACUCUCUGUAGCUGAUCUUUGAUGUUACAAUUGAAUUUUGUCAGGAGCAGAAUCUGUAACCUUCCUGUCUGAAUUUGAAGCCUCAGAGAUGAUAGUGAAGGCAAACGCAGGUACAGUAACAAACUUCGAGGUGCUUGAUUUGCUUAACUCAAAAGGUGCAUCAAAGGAUACUACAAGAGUUAUGGGCCUUAAGGAUAAAGUUUCUAGCUCAGAGUACAAGGUCUAUGAUUAUUUGAUGGAGACUGCUGCUUCCACUCAGACGCGAGAGAGUGUUACCAAAUUCUCUGACAAGUGCAAAGAUUUUAAGCUUGUUAAAGCUGAGAUUCUCAAUAUCAUCAAUCUCAGGCCAUCUUCUGAUGUUGAAUUGACGCCGAUCAUAGAGAAGCCUGAUGAACGUGAAAUCGACACAGAAGGGAUACUAGAGCUCGUGCAGCAGCUGCUACCGCCUCUUCCUACACUGGAAAGCGAACAAGAGGAAACAGAGAACGCUGAACAAGAGGAAACUGCAGUUUAAUUUUGAGAUAUUAUAUCAAGUCUUUCAAGAUACAUGCUUAAUUUCCCACUAAUUCAUUAUUUGAAUAGCAACCCUAUUUUUGAACUUAAAGGUCAAAGCCAAUCAAAACUUGGAGAAACAUGUCCAGUUUCAAUGUUCACUCAAGGAAUGAUUGCACGACCAAACAAUUACUGAAACUAUUUUUUAUAU
Molecule: messenger RNA, 724 nt
Organism: Brassica oleracea var. oleracea
Lineage: Eukaryota; Viridiplantae; Streptophyta; Magnoliopsida; Brassicales; Brassicaceae
Exons: 4
Coding region: 110-535 (141 amino acids)
Biological process (GO): transcription initiation at RNA polymerase III promoter
Cellular component (GO): RNA polymerase III complex
Molecular function (GO): nucleotide binding
Source: RefSeq, a predicted model, not a curated record